AUGCCGCAGUACUCGGCUCACAAGCAAGCGCACGACCAAGAAAACCAGAAUCAGCGGGAGAAGCUUGAAGGAGAGCUUAAGAAGGAGAUUAAGAAGCUGCAGCGGUUGCGAGAGCAGAUAAAGGGAUGGAUCGCUGGAGCGGAUAUCAAGGACAAGCAGCCGUUGAUCGAUGCACGCAAGUCUAUAGAGCGCGAUAUGGAGCGUUUCAAGGCUUGCGAAAUGGAGGCCAAAGCGAAGGGCAGCGCAGCAGGGGGAGCCGACCGUGAUUCUACGCAGCGCGCAAAGGAUCGGGCGCGGGACUUGAUUAAGACGGUCGUGGAUCAGCUUACUGAGAAGGUGGAGUCCAUGGAAGCGGAAAUGGAGGAGCUGCAGCUUGUUAAGAAGCUCGUUCCGAGAACGGAGAACUUCAGAGGGGACGUCUGGACCAGGAUGCAAGCCUCUGAUCGCCUUCUCAUUCUUUAUACUGGAUUCCUUUGA
Molecule: messenger RNA, 477 nt
Organism: Volvox carteri f. nagariensis
Lineage: Eukaryota; Viridiplantae; Chlorophyta; Chlorophyceae; Chlamydomonadales; Volvocaceae
Exons: 4
Coding region: 1-477 (158 amino acids)
Biological process (GO): regulation of DNA-templated transcription; nuclear-transcribed mRNA poly(A) tail shortening
Cellular component (GO): P-body; nucleus; CCR4-NOT core complex
Source: RefSeq, a predicted model, not a curated record